UAUCUGAUUUGUAUUUAUUUUUGUACCGUGCUAUUUUUUAAGUAUUCGGCUUUUCUUUUAUACAAAAACGUCGCUUCCAAAAUAGAAGACAGAGAAGUAUUUGCUGAUGAUGAAGAGAUUAAAGACUACUUUAGCAAUAAGCGAUAACACUAACGGCAAAUAAAAUUCAUGAUGAGCCUCCGGGGUAUAAAAUUGGUCACAUUAGAUGCUACAAAUACAAUAUUAAAGUUCCGGGUACCCCCUUGGCAGCACUAUGCAGCAGUAGCACAGGAUUUUGGCUUUAUUGUGGACGCGCAACAAGUUAAAAAGCAGAUGUUAGGCGGCUUUAAAUCUAUGUCAAAAGAUCACCCUAAUUUCGGUAGAAAUACUAUAGCUUGGGAGGAGUGGUGGAGAAAACUUGUACAAUCAUCGUUUACAGGACUGCUGCCUUCAUCGACAAAUGUCAAUGACAUCGCAAACAGGCUGAUAGAAGACUUUAAAACUACAAAAUGCUGGAAACGUGCAGACGGUGGUGAAAAACUGCUAAAGUUAUUGCAUGACAAAGGUGUAUCCGUCGGUGUCAUCUCUAACUACGAUCCCAGACUUCGUGAAGUACUGCAGAAUAUAAAUUUUGGUAAUCAUUUUGAUUUUAUUGUAACAUCUUAUGAUGUCGGGUUCAGUAAACCUGACAAGAAUAUUUUUAACCACGCUAUGCAACUGAACAAGAAUUUGGUGCCGGAGCAGUGUCUCCAUAUUGGGGAUGACGUGGAGAAGGAUUAUGAAGGGGCGCGGGCAGCUGGCUGGCACGCCGUGCUGGUCGCUGCGGAGUUGGCUGAGACACCACCAGCUGGGAAGCAUGUGUUCAAGGAUCUAAAUGCACUAAACUUGGCCAUUCAAAAGGAUGAGUUGGUGCUCUGAUUCAAAACUAGAUUUAAGUGGAAUUUAUAUAAUUAAUGCAUUUUAAUUUAAAUUUGUAAUUGGCACUAAAGAACAGAUGAUUAACUUUUUUGAAACUUUUAAAUUUGUUAUUUUUAGAUCACCUCUCUUUAUUCUUGUAGGUGUGAAAAUUAUCAACUUUAUCAUUUCAUUUUAUCCUUCUAUUUCUUCUCAUGUAUGUUAUCUUAAAUAUGUAUUCAGAUUUUGAAAUAUUAUAAUCAAAAUUUAAGAUAUUCCUUCAAAAAAGAUCUGAUCAUGAUCGUGUUUUGGUUGUAGUUAGUUACAAAAAAGUUUCUGGCGUAAUUAGGGAUGGCUGGAUUAAAUAAGGACAGGGAUGUAUUAUUUUAUCUGCAUUCAUCCCAGUUAAAGUCUAAUUUUCUUUUGGCUGUAUAGUUAUGUAGACUUUGACAAUACUUGUGUUAACAAUCAAGUGUUUAUAUAUUUUCUGUCUGGUUGUUGCUAAUGUUGUUAUACAAACAUUCAGAGUUGUUAUUCUCACAUUCAUUUAAUUAUAUUGUAAAGUUUAUAAACUUGAAACUUACUCAACAAACAGUCAUUGGUAUUUCUUGUUAUAAUUACUUGUUAAAUCUUGUCCUUUUAAUUGAAUCUUACAAUGGUAAGACAUUAAUGGAAUAUUUCCUACAAACUUAUUUAUUGUGAUUAUCUAUUAUGAUUUAAAUACUACAUCACAUUAAACAUGUACCUUUAAAGAAUCUAUUUAUAUACUGAAAGCAGAAUAUUUAUUAUAAUACAUAUCUGUAAAUGCAAUGUAAGUUAAAAAAUGUAGUUUAUAAAGGAAAAAUCCUCAUUGACUGGAGUAUGCACACCAUUUUAUUCCCCAUGUUUGGAUCUAAAUAUAAAAUUGAAUCACAGCAUUCUGAACAUAGUCAAUUAUCUAAUAGUUCCUAUUAAUUUCAUACAAUUUAUAUUUGUGUUACAGUAAUAAAAUUUAUACCCAA
Molecule: messenger RNA, 1874 nt
Organism: Leguminivora glycinivorella
Lineage: Eukaryota; Metazoa; Arthropoda; Insecta; Lepidoptera; Tortricidae
Product: rhythmically expressed gene 2 protein-like
Exons: 1
Coding region: 169-897 (242 amino acids)
Source: RefSeq, a predicted model, not a curated record